Messenger RNA from Heterocephalus glaber (naked mole-rat), 1691 nucleotides. The record is from RefSeq and is a predicted model, not a curated record. NCBI's taxonomy places the organism in Eukaryota, Metazoa, Chordata, Mammalia, Rodentia, Bathyergidae.
CGGGGCGGGUCCCUGGCCACCCCCGAGGGACAAGCAGUCCCCAGGAGCCGAGCGCCCCGAGGCCGCGCGGGGCCCCGCACACCGCGCCGCCGCCAUGGAGCUCCCGCCGCUGGCAGGCAAGAUCGCGGCGCUGUCAUUCGGCGCGCUCCCGGUGUCCUACGCGCUCAACCACGUCGCAGCGCUCUCGCACCCCCUCUGGGUGGCGCUGAUGAGCGGCUUGAUCCUGGCCCUGCUGUUCGCGUCCAUCUACAGCUUGUCCCGAGGAGAGAUCGCCUAUGACUCGCUCUACGUGGUCUUCGGCGUGUUCUCCUUCACCUCCGUAGUGGACCUCGUCAUCGCCCUGCAGGAGGACGGCUACAUGGAGGGCUUCAUGGAGUUCUACACCAGGGAGGGCGAGCCAUACCUGCGCACUGCACACGGGAUCUUCAUCUGUUACUGGGACGGCACCGUGCACUACCUCCUCUACCUGGCCAUGGCCGGCGCCAUCCACAGGAGGGACAGGCACCCGGUAGUCACCCUGUGUUCCUGGCCCAGGAAGCAGUACCGGAACCUUGGGCUCUACUGGCUGGGCUCCUUCGCCAUGAGCAUCCUGGUGUUUCUCCCCGGAAACAUCCUCGGGAAAUACAGCUCCGAGAUCAGGCCCGCCUUCUUCCUGGCCAUCCCCUACAUGCUGGUCCCAUGCUGGGCUGGCAUGAGGGUCUUCAGCCAGCCCCGGGCGCCCUCCUACUGUCCCCCCAACUUGGUGCAGGAGGAGCAGAGGAAGGGGCUGCUGCAGCGCCCGGCCGACCUGGGCCUCCUCGUCUACCUCAUCCUGGCCGCGUUCUUCACCCUGUUCCGGGGCCUGGUAGUGCUUGACUGCCCCACGGACACCUGCUUUGACUACAUCUACCAGUAUGAGCCAUACCUGCGGGACCCUGUGGCCUAUCCAAAGGUGCAGAUGCUGAUGUACCUGUUCUACGGCCUGCCUUUCUACGCCCUGGCCUCCUAUGCCCUCCUGUUCCCGGGAUGCUCCUGGCUGCCUGACUGGGCCCUGGUGUUCGCCGGAGCCAUUGGCCAGGCGCAGUUCUCGCACAUGGGCGCAUCCUCCCACCCGCGCACGCCCUUCACCUACCGCGUGCCUGAGGACGCCUGGGCGCCAGUCUUCGUCUGCAACCUGCUCUAUGCGAUCGGCCCGCACUUGCUGGCCUGGCGCUGCCUGCUUCGGCCCGCCUUCUUCCUGCAGCCACCGCCCACACCCCCAAGCCCCAAGAAGAAGCAGCAGUGAGGGCUGCGACCCUGGCCUCUGUUUACAGGCACAGCCGACCCUGUGCGGGAAGCCGGGUGGCGCUUUAGCAGCAGGACGAAAGUCUCCAAGGGUCUUCUGUCCUGGCCGUGUCGGUGUCAGGCCAGUGGGUGGAAUGGGAUACCCACAGCAGGGCUUCUUGCAAAGAGGGCGUCACUGAAGUCAGGUGUGGUGGCUCAUGCCGGUCAUCCCAGCACUCAGGAGGCUGAGGCAGGAGGAUUUCUGUGAGUUUGAGACCAGCCUGGGCUACAUAGGGAGACCCUGUCUCAAAAAGCUAAUGGGGGGGGGUUGUGCUUGUUCAACUCUCACCAGGCCCCAAAGGCCACAGGAAUGCUUGUGCCCCCGCCCAGGAUUUCCUCGUCAUCCCCUUCAAGGGUCUUUUUAAUAAAAACCCUUUUGAUGGCUAAAA